Messenger RNA from Danaus plexippus (monarch butterfly), 1991 nucleotides. RefSeq lists its product as uncharacterized. The record is from RefSeq and is a predicted model, not a curated record. The coding region runs from base 123 to 1148 and encodes 341 amino acids. Lineage: Eukaryota; Metazoa; Arthropoda; Insecta; Lepidoptera; Nymphalidae. The transcript has 4 exons.
AUAAAAUAAAUAGUUACAAUAUGUGUAAUAGUUAUAUAUAAUACAAGGAAAUAUGUUGCAUUGUUAAUGAAAAUACCCAGGACCAUUGGUGCAUUGGCUUUCGAGUGGUGACUACAUUUAAAAUGUACUCAUUUCAAAUAUUUUUCAUAAUUUUAUUGAUCCACAGCCACCUCGCGACAUCUGAUGAACCGACAAAAAGCCUUCCAGACCCCAAGCUGUUUUUAAAUAUAACAAAUCCCAGUGGGCCUACAAAUGUGACUGAAACCAAGCUGACAACAAAUUUAACCGAAAAAACCAUUGCUACGAAUGUAACCGAAACUGGACCGCUUACAAAUGUAACUGAAAUUACACCAGGUCUAAACGUAACGGAAAUCAAAUCGGGUCCAGUUGUAACCGACAUUAAACCGGCUACAAACGUAACCGGCGUUAAACCGGGACCAGAUGUAACCGACAUUAAACCGGCUACAAACGUAACCGGCGUUAAACCGGGUCCAGGUGUAACCGACAUUAAACCGGCUACAAACGUAACCGGCGUUAAACCGGGACCAGGUGUAACCGACAUUAAACCGGCUACAAACGUAACCGGCGUUAAACCGGGUCCAGAUGUAACCGACAUUAAACCGGCUACAAACGUAACCGGCGUUAAACCGGGUCCAGGUGUAACCGACAUGAAACCGGGUCCAGAUGUAACCGACAUUAGACCGGUUACAAAUGUAACUGACAUUAGACCGGCUACAAAUAUAACUGAAACCGAACCAGCUACAAAUAUAACCAAAAUUAAACCAGAAAUAAAUGUAACUGAAGACGAUCUGACUACAACUGUAACCGAAUUAGAGCCCGCUAUAAAUGUAACCAAAGCUGAAACGGACAUAAAUCAAGACAAAGAUGUUAAAUACAUUGGAACUGAAAAAAAAGUACCAGUGCAAAUCAGUGCAGACACAAACGAGUCAAACUUAGAUACCAGUGCAAAAGAACUAAAUGAUAAACAUGUCGAUACAAAAAAUACGUCUUCGAGUGUUACUGGAAUAGUAAUUGGCUCGAUAGCUUUAACUCUGAUUGCUUUCUGUGCCCUCAUUACAGUCUACAAAUGGUACAGCAAGAGAACUUACGUUGUCAGAAAUUCAAACGUUGAAAUGAGACAAGCGUGAUACAUAAUACAUAGAUGAUAUUAUAGUAUAAGUUAACUUUAAAAUUAAAUAAGUAUUAAUAAGUAUUUUAUGAAUACAGUAGCUUGAAACGACCGGAGAAGCUGCACAAUAUUAUGAGAGGAAAUGAGUUGGAUAAAGAGUGGGGCGACGGUUAUGUUUAUGAUACUAUUGAAUCAUUUAAUAAUACCACUGAAAAUGCAUUUUAAUAAAUAAAAUUAAAUGUAUAUUUUUUGAUUGAUUUAAUUAUUUUUUAUAGUUAGUGUCUAUUUCCAACAAUAAUAAGGCAGUCAAAGUGGAUAAAUAUUAGGAAAAAAUGUAAAAAAUUACAGAUGUCGCUAUUGUACGUCUAUAAAUUUUUUUUGAUAGUAAAUGAGCACAAUAUUAAAAAACAAUAUAUAAAUUUCAUACAAUCAGCCGAUGCGCCUACUGAAGCUAGGUUUCGCUGCUGUCCUGAGUAUAUUUCUCCAGCUUCGCGGCCAGCUGUGACACGACAUGCUAUAAAUGGUUGAAAAAGUUUGACAGUAUAAUAAGCUUUUAAUUUAAUAUACAUUUAAAAUAUAAGAGAGAAGAAGAGAGAAGAAGAGAGAAGAAGAGAGGGAAGAGAGUUUGUUUUUUAUACAAACUGCUCCACUCUUUACAAAAGUGAACUCUAUUGGACGAGAGCCUUGGUCUGUUUCAAUGUCUGAACGAGUACAGUCUAUGUCACGUAGAUAUGUUUGUAUGUCUAUUGCCUAAGCCCCAUCACAAAGAGAAGGAUUUUGUAAGUUGGACAUUAGGGUUGUGUUUGUAUAUAUAAUAUAUCUGUUUGUGGCAUCUAAGCUCCCAAAUAAAUGUACCGUUUGA